Nicrophorus vespilloides is the source of this 834-nucleotide messenger RNA. Its product is annotated as probable cytochrome P450 4ac2. The coding region runs from base 1 to 723 and encodes 240 amino acids. NCBI's taxonomy places the organism in Eukaryota, Metazoa, Arthropoda, Insecta, Coleoptera, Silphidae. The record is from RefSeq and is a predicted model, not a curated record. Gene Ontology annotation, molecular function: iron ion binding; oxidoreductase activity, acting on paired donors, with incorporation or reduction of molecular oxygen; monooxygenase activity. The transcript has 3 exons.
AUGCCUGAACACAAAAAACAGCAAGAACGUCUGCAAGAGAUAUUGAAUUUUACAUCUGCCAUCGUCGAUAAGAAGAGGGAAGAAAUGAAGCGACGAAGCGGUGAUAAUAUCUCCGAAAAUUCGGAUUUCGGUAUUAAGAAAGAAGUCCACGGUCAUCACACGGUGACGUCUGUCCUAUCGAGUAUCCUUUACGAGCUCUCCAAGCACGAGGAUGUUCAAGAGAAGUUAUUCGAAGAGAUCUCAAGUAUUAUUGAAAAUGACAAAUGCAUCAGUACUAAAGAUAUAAAUGCAAUGGAAUAUAUGGAAUGCGUGGUUAAAGAAGGUCUUCGUUUAUACAGCCCAGCAACUUAUAUAGAACGCAAGUUGGAUUAUGACGUCGAAGUUGAUGGUUCUAUCAUACCAAAAGGCACGAACAUAAACAUAUUCAUCUUCCAGUUGCAUCGCUCCGAACAGGUGUACAAAAACGCUUUGAAAUUUGACCCGGAUCGAUUUUCGGCUGCCAACAUGGAUGGACGAGACCCUAUGGCUUUCAUUCCUUUCAGUUUUGGGAUCAGGAAUUGCAUUGGAUGGAAAUUCGCCAUGAUCCAGAUAAAGUGUCUCCUCGCCAAAAUCAUCUACAAUUACAGAAUGCAACCUUUGUCGCAACACUUCGAACUUCAAUUGUAUAGCGAUGUUUUUCUGAAAUCCAAGAGCGGCUUUCCCGUUAACCUCUUAAGAAGAUAAUAUACCUCUUCAAACAUUCUAAUAGCUUGAUAUUAAUAUUCGUAAAAGACUGCGGUCAAUAGCUCUUUCUAUAUGUAUUUGUUUUUGUUGACAAUAUAUGUUACUUUGUUA